AUGUUCGCCCUCCUCGGCAAGGUGCUGGCCUACCUCUGGAGGCGCGCGGAUGGCGAGGAAGGAGGAGAGGAGACAUGUGCGGCGUCAGGUGAUAAAGAAUUAAAAACUGUUCAAGGAGUUGUGACAAGAUUUUGCUAUGAUUAUGGGAUGAUAGAUGACAUGAUAAUAUUCACAAAGGAUGCUGUUAAAACAGUUGUGCCCCUGACCGUUGGACAGGAAGUUACUGCCACUGUUGAAGAGGAUAAAACAUCAGGUGGCUUGAAGGCUAUCAGGGUAGAUGCUGCCCAAAAUACCUGGGGAGACUCCAGUGAUGAUGCUCCUGAACAAAAUAUGAAAACAUUAAUUGGAAAUAUUACCUCUGUCUCUAAGAAUGGUGGCUAUAUUAAUUGCAAUACAUUUUUUGCAAUGGAAGAUGUCUGUGAAGGCUUCGAACCUUAUGAAGGUGACUGUGUGCAAGCAAAAUAUUUUAUUAACCCAACAACUUGGAACAGUGAAGCAGUUGCUGUAAAGCCUUUGAGAUAUAAGCAAGUAAACAAGGCUCGCAUUUCCAGCAUCUGUGGAAGAAGUGGUGCAGUAAAUGAGAGUAUAUUUUUUACUUUGGAUUCAUUGAGACUUCCUGAUGGCUAUUCACCGUGUGAAGAUGAUCUAGUGAACGCAGUUGUGGUGGAGAGCACUCAGUCGUGUUACGUUUGGAGAGCUCUCUGCUUGGUGCCAGUCAGCCAAGAUGGACAAUUUCACUCUAAUGGAGUCAGUAUGGAUGAGCCUUAUGAAGACUUAAUGAGAGACAAAGGAGGGUUAGAAGUGUCAAGAAUGACUAAUUUUGGAACUCUGAAGCAGGGGGAGUAUAAAAGAAUGAACAUUUGGAUAGAGAAUAAAGGGUGUGCACCACAGUCCUUAAUCAGCUGCAGAUUAGCUGGAUGGAUGAAAGACAAGCAAUUCAGUUUUCAGAUGCCUCAAAAAUGCCAGACCAGUGCAGAAGCAUAUCUGUCAUCUUUUCCAAUAAAUAAAGAAAACCUCUCGAAAGCUGCAGUUAAUUCAUAUAACAGUGGAGGAACAACAUAUGAGUCAUUGCAUAAUACAUCCAUUAUGAAGAAUGGAGUCAUUCCAGAAGGAAUUAAUUCUCAGGAUACAAAUCUGUCAGGGACAGAAAAAACCUUUUCCCUGGUGGAAGAUGAAAAUCUACAUAAUGGAGAAAAGGAGCAAAGAGAAGAUGUGGAACAGCCAGUAAGACAUGUCAAUGGUACUGGAGAAAUUGUCAUACCACCAGGUGGAAAAACAUUCAUAGUGGUCAUAUGCACAGCUGCAAAUCCUGGGUACAGUAGAGAACUCCUGUUGCUUGUUUUUUCUGAUUUUACUGUGGGACGUUAUAUUGAAGCCACUGUAACAAGUGAAGAAGAAUUACUACUAGCACCCGUGGAACCAUUUUCUCCAAGAAAGCCUAAAAUUAAUCCAGAACCUCAGCCAAGGAUGACAACAGUGGUUGUCCCUAAAUACAGAAGAAGUCACAGAAAGCAUUUGCCAAGCUUUCUACCACAUUAUCCUGUACCAGAUGAUUUAAGAAGAUGCGUGGAGCAGAAGUUAGACAUACUGGCUUUUCAGCCUCUCUUAGCAGAGCAUCUUAAUAUAGAUAAUUAUAAAGCAAAGUUUUCUACUCUGUUGUGGCUUGAAGAGAUCUAUGAAGAAAUGGAGAUAAAAGACUUUAACAUGAGUGGGGUUACUUUGAAGAGGAGCGGGGACUUUUUAGUGUUGGAAGUGCCAGGAGUGGAAGAGGGCAGACCUCACCUCACUGCAGGUAAUAAGGUGAUACUGAGAAGUCAGGUAUACUCUGAACAUAUAAUAGAGUACGUUGCCUAUAUUACUGAGAUAUGUAAUGAAGAUGUUACUCUUAAAUUUAAUGCAGAUUUUGAACAGUCUUACAACUCUGAACCUAUGGAUGUGGAAUUUGUGCAUUGCAGGGUUACUAGCAGGCGAUGCCAGUUGGCAGUUGAGCAAGCUAUCUACCUGAGUGAAAAAGUGUUAUUUCCAGGAAGACUUGUCUUGCAAUCACCACAAGCUGUCAAGACCCAGAAUACUGCUAAGUAUUGUGUUAUUGAUGGCCUUGAACAAUGUUCCCAGCAGGAAAGUAAGGUCAAAAAACUGCAGAACAAACAAGCAAAAUGCGUGGCAUCAAGGGACAUGAACACAACAGAUGUGAUGAGAGUAGCUGCGCAAACAAGCCAACUUGUUGCUGAAACUGGGACACUUAAACAGGGAGCUGGUGAAUUUUUCAAUCCUGUGCUGAAUGAGCAACAGAAACUGGCAGUGAAAAGGAUACUGAGUGGUGAAUGCCGUCCAACACCCUAUGUUCUUUUUGGACCACCAGGAACUGGAAAAACAGUAACAGUAAUUGAAGCUAUUUUACAGAUACAUUAUACUCUCCCAGACAGUCGAAUUUUGGUUUGUGCACCAUCAAAUGCUGCAACAGAUCUGAUUUGCUUGCGGCUGCAUCAAAGCAAUCUGUUAAAACCAGGAACUAUGGUCAGAGUUAAUGCUAGCUUCAGGUCAGAAGAGCAAAUUAAUGACCUGGUGAAACCUUACUGCAAGGAUGGUGAUGACAUUCAGAAGGCAUUAUGGUUCAGGAUAAUAAUUACCACAUGCAGCAGUGCAGGAAUGUUUUAUCAAGCAGAAAUACGGCUUGGACACUUCACUCAUGUGAUUCUGGAUGAGGCCGGACAAGCAACUGAACCAGAGAGCUUGAUUCCUAUUGGGCUGAUAUCAGAAGCUAAUGGACAGAUAGUUCUUGUUGGAGAUCCAAAGCAGUUAGGGCCAGUAAUAAAAUCUAAAAUUGCACUGACAUUUGGAUUAAACGUGUCCUUUCUGGAAAGGCUGACAUCAAGGGAGAUAUACCUGAGGGAUAAGGAUGCUUUUGCUGCCUGUGGAGCAUAUAAUCCUUUGUUGAUCACAAAACUUACAAAGAAUUACAGGUCACAUCCUGCGUUGCUUGCCUUGCCAUCUAAAUUGUUUUAUCAUAAGGAGCUAGAAGUUUGUGCAGACACUUCAGUAGUAAAUUCUUUGUUGCAUUGGAGGAAACUGCCCAAGAAGGGAUUUCCACUAAUUUUUCAUGGAAUAAGGGGCAGUGAAACACGUGAAAGUCGCAGUCCUUCAUGGUUUAAUCCAGCUGAAGCAGUUCAAGUAAUGCAGUACUGUUCUGACCUUGCUAGAAGUGAGAACACUGCAGUGCCAGUGACUGACAUUGGAGUGAUUACACUGUAUCGUAAACAGGUGGAAAAAAUUAGAUUACUUCUGAGAAGUAUCGAUUUGGCAGGCAUUAAAGUUGGCUCAGUAGAAGAGUUUCAAGGGCAGGAGUACCCGGCUGUCAUCUUAUCAACAGUGCGAUCUUGUGAAGGCUUGUUUGGUGAUGAUAAAUACUGUUUGGGCUUUCUCUUUAACCCAAAGAGAUUUAAUGUAGCAGUUACUAGAGCAAAAGCUUUGCUCAUCGUCAUUGGAAAUCCUCAUCUUCUUGCAAAAGAUCCCUGUUUUUGUGCACUGUUAGAAUACAGUUUAAUGAAUGGAGUUUAUGUUGGUUGUGACCUGCCUCCAGAGCUGGAAUGCCUGCAGAAGUGUGAUUAGUUUUCCAGUGUUCAAGAUGCAUUCAGCCCUCAUGUGUUUUGAAACUAAGAAUAUUUAACAGCAAUUUGAUCCUGAGGAAAACCAGCAUCCUUUGCCCUCAGGGAAGGGCACGUGUUCUGAAACAGUUGGAUGUUUCUCCAAACAAGAUCUUAGUACUUUAAGAAGUGAAAAAGUUGAGAUUUAGCAAUAUAAAAUAGUAGUGGCAGCUUACUUGCUUUUCUGUUUAGAAUGUGUGUGACUUUAUGCCUCUGCGUAGAAGAGUAUGCCUGAACCUAUAACAGUAUGCCUGAAUCCUCCAAGCUUCAGGACAAAAAUGUUGAUAAAACACUUAAGUUAGCUUUUUCCUGUUCUGUAAUCUUCUCAGCUUCUUGAUUUUCUCAGAAUUCUGUCGUGCCUCCUAAAACUGGACAAUCCCAAGAAUGUACUUGUGUCUUGUAAUUUCGUUAUGGGAGUGUUACAGUAAUAAAUGCACAACAUGAGCUGGAAUAAUACAUAAAUAUCUCCAUUUGACUAAUAUUGAGUGUCUUAAGCCAAGUAUGCUUAAAAAAAAAAAGUGCUUCCAGUUUUUAAGGCCCUUAUACAUACAGCUGAGAUCACACAGGAUUUUCUUGGGUUUUCUCUGCAUUCCAGCUAUCCACUGUGGUGUGUCAGAACAAUGCUUCUCUCUCCUGAGAGAACAGUGAAGAGAUCAUAAUGGAGACUGAUGAUGCUUACUUUAUUGCAAGACAUACACAGAACUUCUGAUUAUCAUUUCCACAGCAAGUAGCAGAGGAGUGAUUAUAUUGUGAUACUUAAUAUGUGUAGUUACAAGUUAAUAAUCUUUGAAUUGUUAUAGUUUGUAUGCUGAUACCAGUUUCUACAAAGAUAAAAACCUGCUUAUUUUUGAA
Molecule: messenger RNA, 4496 nt
Organism: Pezoporus flaviventris
Lineage: Eukaryota; Metazoa; Chordata; Aves; Psittaciformes; Psittacidae
Gene: MOV10L1
Product: Mov10 like RNA helicase 1
Exons: 27
Coding region: 1-3609 (1202 amino acids)
Molecular function (GO): helicase activity
Source: RefSeq, a predicted model, not a curated record